Messenger RNA from Dermacentor silvarum, 1138 nucleotides. Its product is annotated as tetraspanin-33. The transcript has a single exon. Lineage: Eukaryota; Metazoa; Arthropoda; Arachnida; Ixodida; Ixodidae. The coding region runs from base 1 to 1128 and encodes 375 amino acids. The record is from RefSeq and is a predicted model, not a curated record. Gene Ontology annotation, cellular component: membrane.
AUGGCGAAGGCAACGAGUAAUGAGCACCGAACAGCUACUACAACAACAGCAACCUCGCAGGACACACAGCUGGCGACGCGACGCACGGAAACUGCAACGACCCGGAAGCAAUCGCAGGUGGAGCGCGAGCAGAGUCUCUCGACGACCACUCGCCUCCACACCGAGCUCAGGAUUCGCGGCAUCAUCGUGGGCGUCAACCUGGUCGUCGUUCUGCUGUCGCAGCUCGCGCUGUGGUGCGCCACGUACUCGUUCGUGGUGCGGCCCUCCUUGGAGUCAGACAACCUGCUCAACAGCCUGAUGCACAAGUCCUUCCUCUUCAACUUCUUCAUGCACCUCGACGUCUUCGUACUGGUCAUCAGCGUGUCGCUAUCUGUAGUCGCCGCCUGCGGCCUGGUCGGCGCGCUUCGCGAGAACGUCGCCGUGCUCGAGGCCUACCAGAGCCUGCUGGCCAUCAUAAUCCUGGUCAACAGCGUCACAGCCAUCGCGGGCGCGCUGGGACCGCAGUCGGCGCGCAACAACCUCAAGGAGAGCGCGUGGGUCGAGUUCGUCCAGGGCUACCGGCAGACCGAGUACUUCCAGCACCUGAUCGACGGGCUCCAGAAGUCCCUGCACUGCUGCGGCUUCUCUCGAGACGCGUUCCGCGACUGGGACCGCAACGAGUACUUCCACUGCGACUCGGGCAACCCGAGCCGCGAGCGUUGCUCGGUUCCCUUCUCUUGCUGCCGGCCUCGCAUGCUGGGCGGGAACGAGUCGUCGUCAAAUCUGCCGGUGCUGGCCGCGCGCUUCUGCGGCCACGGCGUGCUUCUGAUGGACGACCAGGAGGCCUGGCAACGCGUCUACACGCGCAGCUGCGCCGACGCCAUGCUGACGUACGUCAUGGACAACCUCGUGACGUUCGUCGGCGUCGGCAUGACGCUCAACAUGUUCCUGCUGUUCAUGCUCAUCACGUCCGUGGUGCUGCAGGACCAGAUCCACACGAUCUCGUCUAUCAACGAGGCGUACUACAAGACGCUGCACGAAGGUCAGGAGGCCAUGCAGGAAGCCGGCCUCAUCAAGCUCCCCGAAAAGCCUCGGGACAAGCCGACUGACAAGACCCCCGACAAGCCAAACGACAAGGUGGCCGAAUAGCAAAGAAGGA